Asparagus officinalis (garden asparagus) is the source of this 1816-nucleotide messenger RNA. Its product is annotated as probable glycosyltransferase At5g03795. NCBI's taxonomy places the organism in Eukaryota, Viridiplantae, Streptophyta, Magnoliopsida, Asparagales, Asparagaceae. Gene Ontology annotation, molecular function: glycosyltransferase activity. The record is from RefSeq and is a predicted model, not a curated record.
GUAUUGUAAUGCCAAUUAUUUAGAUAUCUUUAAUAAUCUCAUAUGCAAUCGUAUUAUCUAAUUUCUCCAUUGAUUUACUUCUAGGAAAAUCAAUCUCAAGUUCUUGAUGAAGGCACAAGUGGAAGGAAGAAAAGAGGAAGACCAAAGGGGAGCAAAACCAGACCUAACAUUUCCAUUGAAGAGCAUAGUCAAACUAACACUCUUCCACCAUCUCAAGUUUUCAUAAAUAAAAGAUCAAUGGCUAGAGCUCAAUCUCAAAAUGCUAGAGGAAGGAGUGAUAUACGACGGGGCCGAGGCAAAGGAAGAAAUAAUGCAGUCAUUAUGCCAGAGGGUUUUGGCCUAUGGCAUGGUGAUCAUGGUGAAGUAGCUUAUAGAGACCCAAGUGCCUUUUGCAGGAGCUAUGAGCUGAUGGAGAAAAUAUUGAAAGUCUAUGUGUACAAGGAGGGACAUCGGCCCAGUUUCCAUCGGUCACUUCUCAAGGGGAUUUAUGCCUCCGAAGGAUGGUUCAUGAAGCUCAUGGAGACAAACAGGCAAUACAUUGUGAAGGACCCAAGAAAAGCUCAUCUCUUCUAUAUGCCAUUUAGCACUCGUCUCUUACAGUAUGUACACAAUUCUCACAAUCGAAGAAACUUAGAACAAUACUUGAUUGACUACGUCAAUAAAGUUGCUUCCAAAUACCCCUUCUGGAAGACAGGUGGAUCAGACCAUUUUCUUGCUGCUUGCCAUGACUGGGCACCAUAUGAAACAAGGCACGCCAUGGAACAUUCGAUCCGAGCUCUGUGAUCCAACCUCCAUCAAAGCUUUCAAUUGGGAAAAGACGUUUCUCUUCCAACAACUAAUUAUGUUCGACUGCCAAGAAUGAAGAAUCCCCUCGGGGAUCUCGGUGGAAUGCCUGCAACCAAUCGCUCUAUUCUCGCCUUCUAUGCCGGUAACCUUCAUGGUGAGCUUCGCUCGAUCCCAUUGCAGCAUUGGGAGAACAAAAACCCUGAUAUGAAAAUCUACGGCCCAUUUCCUCGAGGACUCAAAAGAAAGAUGAUAUAUAUUCAACACAUGAAGAGCAGCAAGUACUGCAUUUGCCCGAGAGGUUAUGAAGUUAAUAGCCCAUCAGUCGUUGAGUCCAUUUUCUAUGAAUGUGUCCCAGUGAUUAUUUCGGACAAUUAUGUUCCUCCCAUCUUUGAGGUGAUAAAUUGGGAGGCAUUUUCUGUUAUAAUUCCAGAGAAAGAUGUGCCCCAAUUGAGAGACAUACUUGCAUCGAUCCCUGAGGAGAAGUAUCUUUCUUUGCAGGAGGGAGUGACGAUGGUGCAGAAGCACUUCCUAUGGCAUAGUAAGCCAGUCAAGUAUGAUUUUUUUCAUAUGACCCUGCACUCAAUCUGGUACAAUAGAGUAUAUAACAUAAGGACUGGGUGAAGGUAUGGAUUAAUGAAAAAUUCAGCUUGGCUUCCUUUGGAUGCUUUGUAUUCUGCACUGCUUCGAGUACAAGUGAAAGGUGUAUCUUCAAUCGACUGAGACUGUAAUCUGCUUAAUUUCGAUGGAAGCCUGCAGUUUUAGAAUGCGACGGAUUGCCAACAAUGAAGGAACGUGCAUGUUGAAGGAAUUGCUUCCUGGUAAAGUAAUCCUGUAUUAUUGUUGCAUCCAGAAUUUAAAUCCUAUGCAUGCUAGGCACGCUUAACUAUCGGAUGGUUUCUUUUGUACAUUGUCAUCGUGGAAGCUUCAUAGUUGGAGGCCCUUGUACAUUCAUUGUUUAAUAAAGUGAAAAGUGAGCUAAGAUGUGUACAUUAAUUGUGACAUAAAUAAGAUCAAUUUGUCCCUUCAGCAA